UUUAAAAAUUGUUAAACCCCAACCCCUUUUCUUUAUUUCAAUCAUGGAAGGUUUACACAAUAGAAAGACCAAAGUCAGUGAAGAAGAUGAAGCCGAGUUUCUAGACGAGCAAGAGCAAGAAGAGUUACUGCAGGUACUUCGUGACCAAAAUAAUAAAGCCAAUCUGGCCAUCCAACGAGGACUCAUAAUCAUUGGAUGCAUCACUUCAGCUUUCUUCUUUAGUAUAUUAUUGCAGAAGGGUACACCCAUUAUACCCAUAUCCCAAGUAUUUGCAACGCCCACCGAAACAGUUUUGAAGUGGUCUACAUUUGCUGCUUUCACUAGUAUCGCUUCCAUCGGUACAUCCAUUUUUGCUCUUGUCAUCAAAUGUAAAAUGAAUAUUUUAGGAUUAUUGGAUAGUUUAUGCCUCAGCGAUCAAUAUACCUCGGGUGUUGUACUUGCAUCCAUUAUCACAGGCGCCAUUGCUCCUUUGAUGGCCCUAUUCCAUGCAAGCGCAUGGAUUGAACUUGUUUAUUGGACUAUCCCCCUUUUUGUCUUGGGUAUGUAUUAUACCGCGCUUCAUAUGAUGAAUGGAGUGCAAGCAAGUUUAGACGAGCUGGAAAAAUCAAAAUACAAGUACAAAGGUGCUUAAAUAAUAAUAAUAAUAAUAAAAAAAAUAGUGUUUAUGUAUAUGUACAAUAAAUAUUUCUAAUCGGAAAAGGGUAGACGUAAAGGCAC
Molecule: messenger RNA, 717 nt
Organism: Mucor mucedo
Lineage: Eukaryota; Fungi; Mucoromycota; Mucoromycetes; Mucorales; Mucoraceae
Exons: 4
Coding region: 44-631 (195 amino acids)
Source: RefSeq, a predicted model, not a curated record